This is a messenger RNA of Triticum turgidum subsp. durum (durum wheat), 420 nucleotides long. NCBI's taxonomy places the organism in Eukaryota, Viridiplantae, Streptophyta, Magnoliopsida, Poales, Poaceae. The record is from the annotation of a GenBank genome assembly.
AUGGCCUUGACGGCGAUCCCCAACGAGCUCCUGGCGGACAUCUUCCUCCGCCUUCCCACCCCUGAGGACCUCAUCCGUGCCUCUGCCUCAUGCGUCUCCUUCUGCCGCCUCGUCGCCGACCGCACCUUCCUCCGGCGCUUCCGCAAGCUCCACCCUCUGCCCCUCCUCGGCUUCAUCGACUACAAAGGCUUCCACCCAGACGUUCCGCCUAACCCCUCCGCGCCGGCGCCAACGCCGCAGACUUCGACUUCGAGUUCCUCCCCGCCCCUGCCAGGGACUGGUCUGUGCGGGACGUCCGCGUCCUCCUCGACAGACCCCGUCACGCCGGUGGGAGGCUCAGAUCCGUCUUCAAGGAGAUGGUGGUGUGCGACCCCCUGCACAGGCAGCAUCUCCUGCUCCCCCCGCUCCCUGAUGACCUAG